Molecule: messenger RNA, 2420 nt
Organism: Fusarium verticillioides 7600
Lineage: Eukaryota; Fungi; Ascomycota; Sordariomycetes; Hypocreales; Nectriaceae
Exons: 2
Coding region: 119-787 (222 amino acids)
Biological process (GO): mitotic sister chromatid segregation
Cellular component (GO): MIS12/MIND type complex; kinetochore
Source: RefSeq, a predicted model, not a curated record
CGGGGCUGGCACUCACCGUCAAGCACCUUGAUAGCACAACCCUUCCUCUACUACCCCCCUUUCUUCCAGCUAUUCUUUACCUUGCUUUUUCUUCUCCUCUUGGAGAGUGAUAAUAGUCAUGGACUCUGAAUCUGUCGUCGCCCAAGUCCAGCGCAAGAUCGAGCUGCAAGCACCCGAGGAUCUCUCAUAUCUCAUCGCCAAUGUCCGUCGCGCAGCCGCAGAACGUAUCAACGAAGCAUUCCCCGUGGUAGAUGGCAAUGAUGGAGAGGAUGAAUUGCGAAAUCAUAUUGAGAAGCUCGUCAACGAGUACAUCGACAAGACAUUCUCCCUUGCCUCUCCAAAUCUCUCGAUAAACGGCCUCCCUGUAUCCCUGGACUCUUUCCUCUCUGAAUCAAACGCCGAGCCCGAUACCGUUUACGAACCUUUCGAUACGCGCAAACGUCGGCGUGUCGCAGAGUUAAUCACACAGGAAGAAAAGCUUCUCGAGGAUGUUGCGGCGUUGAAACGCUCGGUACCCGCUACGACGGCUGAGGCACAAGCAGAGCAACUGCGCGACAGUCUAAAGCGUGACGACGAUAUGCUCGAAGCACGAAAACAGCAGAUUAUAGCAGAGGCCGCUGAAGUGGAUUUGGACAUCCAACCACUAGAGAGACAAGAUGGCGUGGAGAAAGGUUUCCGAAGAGCUGUCGAGGGUCUGGGAAGAUUGAAGCGCGAUAUGCCUGCCGUGGUGGCCAAGAUGGAGAGAGCGCGUGUGGCGGGCGAGUAUGUCGUUACGCAGGGACGAUAAUAGACAUCCCUUGUCUUUAUUGCAUAUAUACCCAGGGCGGCGAUCAGUGUAUUACGAACAGGGAGUUAGGGCGCAUUGGAUUGGGUUGGAUUAAUCGGCAAUAUCAUUUCACAUGUUACAACACAAAUCUCGAGACCGCGCCUAUUGUUGAGAAUUAUUGCAGCCAUAGUCAGGAACCUCAGCCAGCCAGCAUCUAACGUAAUUCUAGGCACACACGAAAUAAAACGUCCACAUGAGCAUGUUUAUGCACCGAACGAGACCAAGAAUGGGGCUGGAAGAAUUCUUUUUGUGCUCCCUACAAACGUCACGCUCCGCCAUACACUCCACCAACGUGUUUUUACCAUAUAUAUCUUCGCUCAGAUAUCGUCUCAACCCCCAUUUGUUGAAAGAAAAAAAAGCAUGGUAAACGAGAGAAAAUAUGUGGUCUAUAUUAAGACGUAGCAAACCCGCCCGUCUAUCUUUCUUCCAUAUCCUUCACCUUGGUACAUAUACUCUUCUUUAAGCGGUAGCAGGGGCGGCAGCAGGGGCAGUCUGAGUAGCAUCAGCACCCUCAGCAGCGGAAGCAGCCUCAGGAGCCUUUGCGGGCUCCUCAAUCUCAGAACCCUUGUUCUCGAUGACGUUGGCAUCCUGCUUCUUCUCCCACCAGGCGGGACGAGCCCACUCAGGGUCGUGCCAAGGACCAGCAUCGCUGUUCUCACAGCCACCUUGGCAGACACACUCGCCACCGAACUGCUUGGGGAGGUUCUCGGCGGGGAUCUGCUUGAGGAGCUCGCUCUUGUAUCCAGAGCCGAGAAUGUUGAUCUUGGAGACAGUGACGGGGUCGAGCCAGCCCUUGACAACACUCCAGACUGUGGAGAAACCCCAGGGGGCGUUAAUCAUGUACAGCUUGCCGAGGCGCUCGGGGUAGUAGUUCUGGGAGAUGACAGAGGCCUGUCGGACAUAGGAGUAGACCUGGGGGACCUUGGUAAUGGAAACGCCCUUGAGAUCCAUGAUGGUGCAGCAUGUCUCGAGGAGAUGGCCGGCCUUGCGGGAGCAGGCAGGAAGACGGGGAUCGGCGACGCGCUCGUACUCGACAGCGAGGUUCAGGAGCAUGCGAUCAGCGCUGGUGAUCUUGUACAUGGCGGUCAGAUCAAUACCACCAAGGGUCUCGAUGUAGAUGGGUCGUCCAUCCUGUAUAAGGAAAAAAAUAUUAGUCAACAAAUGUUCUCAUGAUAGCUCUUCGUCGUCGUCACCGGCUUGCCAUACCUUGUCCGUCUUGUGGUAGAACUGGGUGUAGUACUUUCCGAUCUCAGCCUUCUCAGGAUAGUCCCAGAUAGGCACAGUCUCGUCAAGCUUAACCUCCUUUCGCCAUUUCUCAGUAUCCAAGAACCUAUAGUGGCGGUCAGCCCCCUGUCGCAACCAGCACGUUUUCUUGUUUCCACCGCUAUCGGAUGGAAAGGGUAGCAAAGUCUUACAUGGCUUUGGCGGCCUCGACAUCGAACUUGCGCGCUCGGAGGAAUCGAAGCUGUAGACAAGGACGUUGUCAGUAUUUGCUGUGUCGCGUUACAUGGCCCUUUUCGUCCAGGGUCCAGCAAGCUUAGGUAGCUAGGUUAAGGUAUAUCUCGUACCAGAGUCAAAGUGUCCAAUCGAUCAG